GUGUCUGCAGUGUGGGCGGGGGCCGGGGGCCGCGGCGGGCUCCGAGCGAGCGGGGCCCAACAUGGCGGAGAGAGAGGUGGAGUCCGGCCCCCGAAAGAGGUUUGAACAAAAAAGUGGUGCAGCUUUCGAUGAAAUUGUAGAGAACUGUGGUGGUAUCAUGGAUACAGAAAUGUCUGAAGAUAUAGACCACAACUUAACUCCUACCCUUGACAGCAUGUCUUAUGGAAUGCCGAAUCAAACAGGAUCUGAGAAUUCAUUGCUGGAUGAAGAUGAUUAUUUUUUGAACUCUGGGGAUCUUGCGGGAAUUCCAGUCGUUGGUAGUGACAAUGAGGAUGAACAGGAUUUUAGUUCGAAGGACAAUAUUGUUUCUUCCAUACAUACUGAUGAUAGCUUGGAAGUAGAGAGAAGACCCACUCAGCAUGAAUCAGACAAUGAAAAUGAAAUACAAAUUCAAAAUAAAUUAAAAAAAGACUUUCCUAAACAAUUUGAUCAGGUUUCUGUCUUUAAAUCAAUACGGAAAGAUUUUAGUCUAGUAAGAGAAAACAGCAAAGAGACAUUUUCUGGAAAGGAGAAAAAUAGAGAUCUAACUUAUGAACAUGAAAAACGGUUGGAUAAACCCCAUAAAGAUUUGGAUUCAAGGUUGAAAAGCAGUUUUUUUGAUAAAGCAGCUAAUCAAGUUGAAGAAACAUUACAUACCCAUUUACCACAAACCCCAGAAACAAACUUUAGGGAUUCCAGCUAUCCGUUUGCCAAUAAAGAAUCCAUUGGUUCGGAACUGGGGAAUUCCUAUGCAUCAAAUCUUAGGAUUAAAGAAGAGCCUUUGGAUGAUGAGUAUGACAAAGCAAUGGCACCUCAGCAGGGACUUCUAGACAAAAUUAAAGAUGAACCUGAAAAUGCUCAAGAGUAUAGUCAUGGCCAGCAGCACAAAACUCAAGAGGGGGAACUGAAAAUCAGUGCUGUGUUUUCAGUCAGUGGCAGUCCUCUUGCUCCACAGUUGACUACUGGCUUUCAGCCAUCACUGGCAUCAUCUGGCAUGAAUAAAAUGCUUCCUUCAGUUCCAGCCACAGCUAUUCGAGUUUCCUGUUCUGGUUGUAAAAAAAUCCUCCAAAAGGGGCAAACUGCUUACCAGAGGAAAGGGUCUACUCAGCUUUUCUGCUCUACACUGUGCCUGACUGGAUACACAGUCCCACCUGCCCGCCCACCACCUCCUCUCACCAAGAAAACUUGUUCAAGUUGCUCAAAAGAUAUUUUAAACCCAAAAGAUGUGAUCAGUGCCCAGUUUGAAAAUACCACCACCAGUAAGGAUUUUUGCAGUCAGUCAUGUUUAUCAACAUAUGAACUGAAAAAAAAACCUAUUGUUACUAUAAAUACAAACAGUAUUUCAACCAAGUGCAGCAUGUGUCAGAAGAAUGCUGUGAUUCGACAUGAAGUCAACUAUCAGAAUGUGGUCCAUAAACUGUGCAGUGAUGCCUGCUUCUCGAAGUUUCGCUCUGCUAACAACCUCACUAUGAACUGUUGUGAGAACUGUGGGGGUUACUGUUACAGUGGCUCUGGGCAGUGCCACAUGCUUCAGAUUGAAGGACAGUCCAAGAAGUUUUGUAGUUCAAUGUGUGUCACCUCAUACAAGCAGAAAUCAGCCAAAAUUACACCAUGUGCGCUUUGCAAAUCAUUGAGAUCCUCAGCAGAAAUGAUUGAAAAUACCAAUAGCUUGGGGAAAACAGAACUUUUCUGUUCUGUUAAUUGCUUAUCUGCUUACAGAGUUAAAAUGGUUACUUCUGCAGGUGUACAAGUUCAGUGUAACAGUUGUAAAAUCUCAGCAAUCCCUCAGUAUCACCUAGCCAUGUCAGACGGAAGUAUACGCAACUUCUGCGGCUACACUUGUGUGGUAGCUUUCCAGAAUUUGUUCAACAAACCAACGGGAAUGAAUUCUUCCGUAGUACCCUUGUCUCAGGGUCAAGUAAUUGUGAGCAUUCCCACUGGUUCAACAGUGUCAGCAAGUGGAGGAAGCACCUCUGCCGUCUCGCCCACCACCAUCAGUAGUUCUGCUGCUGCUGGUCUCCAGCGUCUAGCUGCCCAAUCUCAGCAUGUUGGGUUUGCACGAAGUGUUGUGAAACUCAGGUGUCAACACUGUAACCGUCUUUUUGCCACAAAACCAGAACUUCUUGACUAUAAGGGUAAAAUGUUUCAAUUCUGUGGCAAGAAUUGUUCUGAUGAAUAUAAGAAAAUAAAUAAUGUAAUGGCAAUGUGUGAAUAUUGUAAAAUUGAGAAAAUUUUAAAGGAGACUGUGCGAUUCUCAGGUGCUGACAAGUCAUUUUGUAGUGAAGGUUGCAAGUUACUUUAUAAACAUGACUUGGGAAAACGCUGGGGAAGUCACUGUAAAAUGUGCAGUUACUGUUUACAGACAUCUCCCAAACUAAUACAGAAUCAUCUGGGUGGAAAGGUGGAAGACUUCUGCUGUGAGGAGUGCAUGUCUAAGUACACCGUGCUCUUCUAUCAGAUGGCCAAAUGUGAUGGUUGUAAAAGACAGGGUAAACUCAGUGAGUCCUUGAAAUGGCGAGGGGAAAUAAAACAUUUUUGUAACCUGCUUUGUAUCUUGAUGUUCUGCCAUCAGCAAAGUAUAUGUGACCCACCUUCACAAAACAAUGCAGCAAGUAUUUCCAUGGUCCAAGCCACUUCUGCAGGGCCCCCGACAUCACUCAGAAAAGAUUCAACUCCAGUUAUUGCUAAUGUAGUAUCUUUGGCAAGUGCUCCUGCUGCUCAGCCUACAGUGAAUUCUAACAGUGUCUUACAAGGUGCAGUUCCAACAGUAACAGCAAAGAUCAUUGGGGAUGCAAGUACACAAACAGAUGCCCUGAAACUGCCACCUUCUCAACCUCCAAGGCUUUUGAAGAACAAAGCUUUAUUGUGCAAACCCAUUACACAGACUAAAGCUACUUCAUGCAAACCACAUACUCAGAACAAAGAAUGCCAGACAGAAGACACUCCAAGCCAGCCCCAGCUUAUUGUGGUGCCAGUUCCCGUGCCAGUGUUUGUACCUAUACCUCUUCAUCUUUAUACCCAGUAUGCUCCUGUUCCCUUUGGGAUUCCAGUUCCAAUGCCUGUUCCCAUGCUCAUUCCAUCCUCAGUGGAUAAUGAGGAUAAAAUCACAGAGAGCAUUGAAGAUAUUAAGGAAAAACUUCCUUCACAUCCAUUUGAAGCUGAUCUCCUUGAGAUGGCAGAAAUAAUUGCAGAAGAUGAAGAUAAAGAAAAGACCCUGUCCCAGGGAGGAUCUCAAACUUCGGAACAGGAACUCUUUCUUGACACCAAGAUAUUUGAAAAAGACCAAGGAAGUACAUACAGUGGUGACCUUGAAUCUGAGGCAGUAUCUACUCCACAUAGCUGGGAGGAAGAACUGAAUCAUUAUGCCCUAAAAUCAAAUGCUUUGCAAGAAACUGAUUCAGAACUGAAACAGUUCUCAAAAGGGGAAACUGAACAGGACCUGGAGGCCGAUUUUCCAUCAGAAUCCUUUGACCCACUUAAUAAAGGACAGGGAAUCCAAGCUCGUUCCCGAACAAGACGACGACAUAGAGAUGGCUUCCCCCAGCCAAGACGAAGAGGGCGGAAGAAGUCUAUAGUAGCUAUGGAGCCCAGGAGUCUUAUUCAAGGAGCCUUUCAAGGGUGUUCGGUGUCUGGGAUGACACUGAAAUACAUGUAUGGGGUGAACGCCUGGAAGAACUGGGUUCAGUGGAAAAAUGCCAAGGAAGAGCAGGGUGAUCUCAAGUGUAGUGGAGGUGAGCAUGCUGUGGCCAGCCCAUGUUCUGACUCCUUAGGAAGUGCUCAAGACCAGUCACUUUCGCAAGAAGCCUCAGAGCCAGGCUAUAAAGUCCGCUCUAUUAAGCUGAAGGAAGAUAUUCUGGCCUGCACUUUUGCUGAGUUGAGUUUGGGUUUAUGCCAAUUUAUCCAAGAGGUGCGGAGACCAAAUGGCGAAAAAUAUGAUCCAGACAGUAUCUUAUACUUGUGCCUUGGAAUUCAGCAGUACCUGUUUGAAAAUGGUAGAAUAGAUAACAUUUUCACUGAGCCCUAUUCCAGAUUUAUGAUUGAACUUACAAAACUCUUGAAAAUAUGGGAACCUACAAUACUUCCUAAUGGCUACAUGUUCUCUCGCAUUGAAGAAGAGCAUUUGUGGGAAUGCAAACAGCUGGGGGCUUACUCUCCAAUCGUCCUGUUAAAUACUCUCCUUUUUUUCAAUACCAAAUACUUUCAACUAAAGAAUGUCACUGAGCACUUGAAGCUUUCCUUUGCCCAUGUGAUGAGACGGACCAGGACUCUAAAGUACAGUAGCAAGAUGACAUAUCUGAGGUUUUUCCCACCUUUACAGAAGCAAGAGUCAGAGCCAGAUAAACUAACUAUUGGCAAGAGGAAACGAAAUGAAGAUGAUGAGGUUCCAAUGGGUGUAGAGAUGGCAGAGAAUACGGACAAUCCUCUGAGAUGCCCUGUCCGGCUCUAUGAGUUUUACUUGUCAAAAUGUUCUGAAAGUGUGAAGCAGAGGAAUGAUGUGUUUUACCUUCAGCCUGAGCGUUCCUGUGUCCCGAAUAGCCCCAUGUGGUACUCAACAUUCCCAAUCGACCCUGGCACCCUGGAUACCAUGCUCACGCGUAUUCUCAUGGUGAGAGAGGUACAUGAAGAGCUUGCCAAAGCCAAACCUGCAGACUCUGAUGGUGAAUUGUCAGAUUAAGAUGGAAGUCAGGACCCUAGUUUCAUACAUGCUAGUACGCACCAAACUGUGAAGGCAUCCUGCUGUUGGGAAGAGAUGUGUAAAUCCAAGUCCUCUUAGGAGACACUGGAAAGCAGAUGACUUCUGAACCACAGUGUGGAUGUACAAAUGAGAACUGAGGGAAGGAAUAUGAACUAAGAAUGUGGCAAUGAUAGAGUUCAUAGACACCUUCGAAUGACUAACCAAUUUCUCUGAGUGGUGCAUAAUCUUAUUUUGUUUGGGAAUAACAAAUUGUGGAAUAUUUUUAAGGAAAGUUGUAUAAAACUCUACCAUAGUAACCUUAGACCUUAGAGAGGUAACUUUGGAGUGAGACCUUGGCUGCAGUAAGCUAGUUAAGCGAGCCCUCUAUAAAGAUCAGGGGAGAAGUCCAUAUCAGAUGAGAACAGUGGGACCCAGCCUUGAAGAUCCAAUUAAAAAAAAAAAAUCUCAACUUUUUAAAAUGAUCAUGAAGUGGUCUUGAUUGAUUUUCACUGCCAUGCCAAUUAUGAAAAGGACAGAAGCUUCUGGUACUCCCACCACAGGCCCCUUUCAUCAGGACAGUGUCCUUCACUGCUGUCACUGUAGCAGUGGCUCUGAACCGUCCACUUUGCUGAGUCUAGCCUUCUCAGCUGUGGGCCUGGAUGUGGGUAAUUGAAGGUAAAGAGGAUGAUAUUCCACAAACUAAUUACAUACACAGAAGAUCUGUGUAGCCCGUUAGACCCCAAGUGUCUUGAAAUGUUUGUAGAAAACCCUAAAAUACCCACUUCUCUGGGUGCAGGCCUUUAUCGCUGCUCUCCUAGCCCGAGCUAUGGAGCACAGAAGUGGGGGCUCUCCUUUUGUUUUCUGUUUUUUUUUUCCCCAAUGGCAGCUUUUCUCCCAUUGUUUUGCCUUUUUAGUUCCCAAAGGAUUCUUAAUUGUCCUUUGUACCAGUUUUUGGAGGCCCUUGUCAUUUCAAGUGGAUGAGUCUUCUUAACUCCGGCAAACCUGUGGGGACUCCGCAGAGACACAGUAUUACAUAGCAAUCCCAGCGCUGGUAGGAAAGGUCUUGUUAUGUUCCUGUGUAAAGCAUCGGGAAGAUGACGUUGUUACCCUGAGGAACUUGAGAAUAGGGAUUCUGGGGGUGGGGUACAAAGACACUGAUUGUGUAGCACAUCCGUAAGCAGGUCUUCUUACAGCAGUGUCCCGGACUCCAGCUGUCCUAGUGGGUGCGUGAGGGUUGAGAGUCAUGGCCAUGUACGGCGCCAUCAGUCCUGUCCCCCCAUUUCCAGUCUCGGUUUCUUCCCCACAGAAUUUUGAAUCAAGACUUUCAGUGAUUUUGGCCACUUACAGAACUUUUUAAUUGAACUUAAUUUGAACGUACAGUAAAAUUCAGAGAAGUCAAAACGAUUCUUAGUUUAACCGUAAAAGACUUGCAGUAUGUCCCAUAUUUUAGGUGGGGGUAGCAAGUGGUUUGUUUUUGUUUUUAAAUAAAUACAACAAAAUUUUAAAAUACCCUUUUGACAUUGUGUACUUGAUGGUUCUGUUCUUCUGCUUGCAACAAUAUUUUUGUCACCAAGAACUGUGUGGAAGAAGUAAAUCUACCCCAAUUCUGUAUGAUGAAAUCCGUUUGUGUUUGUCACUUCUGACUGGGAAACUUCAUACUUCUAGACCUUGUUUGAUUGGAGGAAAAGCAAUUGGAUGUCUAACAAGUCUGCCAAUAAACCAUCCAGAAAUAUCAGGUGUAA
Messenger RNA from Jaculus jaculus (lesser Egyptian jerboa), 6456 nucleotides. RefSeq names its product zinc finger MYM-type containing 4 (gene Zmym4). The record is from RefSeq and is a predicted model, not a curated record. The transcript has 30 exons. Gene Ontology annotation, molecular function: zinc ion binding. The coding region runs from base 62 to 4714 and encodes 1550 amino acids. Lineage: Eukaryota; Metazoa; Chordata; Mammalia; Rodentia; Dipodidae.